GCUCAUCUGAAAUAAAUAAACAAUUUAAUUAGUAAGUUAUUGAGUUCUCAGUUUCUCUUCGAAAUCUAAAAACAAUGUUUACUAGGGCAAGUGCAUUAAUAGAUGGACAAAUAUUAUUACCAAAUGCAAUUCAAUUAAUUUUAUCUGUUUAUUUGAAAUAAUUAUUUAUAUAUUAUUAUACUGUUUUGCUAAAAGAACAUAAAAGAUUGCUUAACUGACCAUCUAUUGGGGUAUUAACCUUACUACUUCCUAAUCAUUAGCAUAAUCACUGUAUGUCUGGCCUCGAACAAAAAUAAUAACAUAAAUAAACCAGCUUUUGCAAACGCUUAGUUUCUGUAUUAAUGUUAUGGCGACAGUUUUUAAUGGCUACCUAUGGUCGGUAGCUUAUCGGCUAAAGGUCACAGCUCAUUAGAGCCACCCCGCACCCGACCCUCACCGCCUCGUCGCUAGGCGUCCACUCGUAGUCGGCAGGUGGACCACGGGUGGACGCCGCGUUGUCACCAGUGAACCUCGCGUGGUCAUCGAGUGGACAUCGCGUCGUCAAAAAGUGGACCUCGCGUGGUCAACGAAUGAACCUCGCGUGAUACACGAAUUUCCGAGUAGUCUACCAGCGAUUGGCCCUAGGUGUGCACGUGCUUUCAGUGAUGUCAAAUUUUACCCUUCGUGAAUUGGCCCUCAUAGCUGUCAGUCUUGAUGAUGAUGAAAAUGAAAGACGGAACAAAAAAAAGAAAGCUUAUUGGGUGCACGAAAUGUUUAAAGAAAGAAAAAAAGAGGGUGAAUAUUGGACCUCUCGUAGGCAUUUGUUAGCUGACGAGAGCAAAUUUUAUUCAUACUACCAUAUGCCAAAAAGUGCGUUUUAUUACAUCCUAUCUUAUAUUGAGGACUCAAUAACAAAGAAAAACACUACGUUCAGAGAAGCGAUCACACCCGAAGAGAAAUUGGCUGUGACUUUAAAAUAUAUGGUGAGCGGCGCUUCGGUUAGAACUUUAUCUACAAGCUUCAGAUUAGGUGAAACGACUAUUAGAUCAAUAAUAAAGGAAGUGUGCAAAGCUAUUAUUGACAAAAUGAUGGGUGUUUAUAUGCCUACGCUUACAGCUGAAGAUUGGCUAAAAAUCGCGGAUGGGUUUAAUGCCAGGUGGAAUUUUCCUAACUGCAUUGGUGCAAUAGAUGGCAAGCAUAUAAAUAUAAUAGCACCGCCCAACAGCGGAUCGCUCUACUACAAUUACAAAAAACAUUUUUCGAUAGUUCUCUUGGCCAUAGUUGAUGAUAGAUAUAGAUUUACUGUUGUUGACAUAGGCGCAUAUGGUAAAAACAGUGACGGUGGAAUUUUUGCAUCUUCAAAACUUGGAAAACGAAUUCAAAAUAAUAGCUUAAAUAUACCAGAUGAUAAAAUAUUGCCCGGGACAAACAUAGCACUUCCACAUGUUUUUGUGGCAGAUGAGGCUUUUCCAUUACAAAAACAUGUAAUGAGGCCAUAUCCUCGUUCUCGGACUCCGUCUCAGGACCAAAAAGAAUUUAACAAUCGCCAGUCACGCGCACGUAAAGUAGUCGAAGAUGCUUUCGGAAUAUUAUACCAAAAAUUUGAAAUAUACAACAAAAAUAUUCGUCUAAAUCCAGACGUUGUUGAUGAUGUUGUAUUGACAACCUGUAUAUUGCAUAACGUAAUGCGAACUUAUAAUAUCGAACGCAAUGAACAGUAUGGUUCCAGUCGCAGGCCAGCGGCGCGGGCGGCGGCAUUCAGUGAUCUACGUCAUGUAGGUGGAAACGGUACCGCUUAUUAAUUUAUUAUUAUUAUUAUAUUUUAAUUAUCACGCACGAAUUGUCAUAUACAUUACAAAGUUAGUACAAGCUUUUAAAUAUUAAUUGUAACUCACCAUUUUUCUCAAGCCUAUAAGCCGAAAUGUCUCGACCGUAGGGGCACCCUCUUUUAUAUAGGGGGCCAGUGCAACAAGAAGCUGCAUCACAAACAUGUUUAAGCCAGUUAGUAACAAUUACGUGCUCAAUAUUGCGCGAUACGCUUAUCGCUUUGGGUUUUUCUACAAAAUAUUUUUCGCGCAUUAGCUCUAUUCGCGUAAGCCGGGGUCACGGGAUCAGCAUUUGGUGAUAACAAUUGUUGUUAAUGGUAAUCAUUACUCAUUACUCUAAUUACCAACGAAUUUACAUCUAUUUUAUCAUCAAAACAAAAGAUGCGUAUAGACAAAAGUUUGCUCGCUGUUAAGUGAAAGGCAAUUGGCGUUAAUGAACCAAUGAUUUACUCUAUUGUCUCUAGUACCAUCAAUCUGGCAGCUUAGUCUAGCACUUUUGAGUCUAUUUUUACUCAAGUGUGUCGACUGAGCGGCUCAUUGCGACCUAGCGGCCAAUUGUCCAACCUUGUCAAUCAAAUGCGGUAGCUGUUCACCGUUUUUGUUCAUAACUUAGAAAGCUAUAAAACUUACUCCAUGUACACUAUAAAUUCUUGUUUAAAUACUUAUCUAUCUACCAUCUAUUCGUCCUUUUAAUUCAUACAAAAGUAUAAUUUUAGCCUACUGGGUUCAAACCCGUGGGUGAACUUAAUAGGCAUUACAUUGAACAAACAUUCCAUACGCAUUAAAGUGAAGAAUUUCGCCAUGUGAGCAUAAAGUACAAGGGAAUUAAAAAAGGAAGAAUAAGGAAAAGACGGAGCUACUCUUUUACCUAGUGGGAAUUUUUCUGGAACAAAAAUAAUAAUUGCCCAGACUGAGAAUCGAACCCACAUCUCCCGGUUAUGCGCUAAGAGCUCUGCCACGUUUGCUAUCCCAGACAAGUAUCCAACGCUUUAUUUCGUCAGUUAAAUAAGAGAGCCCAUAUGAGAUCUGGAAGUUGUAAAUUACGUAAAGAAAGGAAAAUUAUUUUAUUAAUUAUUUAUUAAAAUAACAUAAAAGAUUACAAUACUAAGUAUCUAUUACUACAGCUUACAUCCUAGUAAUUAACAGUUAUAUUAAAGUAAUAAUAAAAAUAUCAACAAUGCUACAAAUUUCAUAAAAAACACAGAGCCCAUCUUUUGACUUUGAAAUUUAACCUGUUAAGCAGGUAUUAAAGUAGUUUUCAUAACAUAAAUUAUAAUAUUCAUUGUAUAAGAGUAGGUAUAUAUUGGGCAAGGUAUCCCAUUCGCAAAAUGAAUAAAAUUUGUAGUAAAUAAUCAAACAGUUUGAUUUAUUUUUUUAUUCUCUAUCAUACACCUUAAAUAUUCAUGCCAUUCACUAAGACACAAAUAAUAAAUUAAUAAAACACCGAAUUCCUUUUUAUAAAAUUUAUUAGAUCAUAAUUACACAAAUAAAACAUACAUAUAUAUAAAAUUUCACGACUAAACUUUUUAUUAACAAUUCUAUAAACUAAGACUGUAACCAGUCAACUUUUUUGAUAUCUUAUUUACAACACCUUCGGUACACUCAAUAUUGUCGUCUUUAAUAAAUACAGUUUAAGUAUAAGUAAGUACAGAUUGUCCCACGACUUUUCCACACGAAAACAAAGAACGAAGAUAUAAUAUUUUGCUCUAAGGAUAAGGACGUUUGCCAGACGUUUUACACGUGCAGCCUGUGGGUGAGAUUCACACAGAAGGCCUAUAAUACACAGCGUUUGCAAUACAACAACGUCCUUAGAAUGCUGUUGAGGCGACCUAAACACUGCAGCGCAUCGGGCAUGUUCGCCGAGGCUAGAACCGACGACUUUUUUGCCAUAAGGCGAAAAAAAAUUGCCUCACUGCUUGGGAGAGUGCGCGGAAGCAGCAACAGCAUGCUAAGGACGUUGGCCGAUCGCCUCGGCUGCCCGCUCACAAAAUACUGGGUUAAUGUGAUUAUUGGGAGGGACAAAUAGGGUAAGACCCAAUACCUACUAGGUUAAGUUUCCUGUAGAUAUAUAUUUAUUCAUAAGACUAACAUAGAUUUUUAAGAAGCUACUAACCAAUUUCUAUGGAUUAUGGUCCGAAAUAAACAAUUUUUAUUUUA
Messenger RNA from Cydia pomonella (codling moth), 3962 nucleotides. RefSeq lists its product as uncharacterized. Bases 645 to 1781 code for a protein of 378 amino acids. NCBI's taxonomy places the organism in Eukaryota, Metazoa, Arthropoda, Insecta, Lepidoptera, Tortricidae. The transcript has 3 exons. The record is from RefSeq and is a predicted model, not a curated record.